Messenger RNA from Prunus mume (Japanese apricot), 2286 nucleotides. NCBI's taxonomy places the organism in Eukaryota, Viridiplantae, Streptophyta, Magnoliopsida, Rosales, Rosaceae. The record is from RefSeq and is a predicted model, not a curated record.
UCUGUCUCUCAAAAUCCCUAUCUCUUUAAAUAUCUCCCCCACCCCACAUCUCAACCAUAAGAACCCUAGAAAACCCUAAUACUCUAAUCCUCAAUCCCACAUUUCCCAUCACAACAGCAUCACAAAAUGGCAAAAAAGAAAGUGACCCACCAACCUAAAGACACCAAACACGAAGCUCAUCAGUCCCAAAGCCACAAUACUCACCAAGCCACCACCAUGGAUGAGCCCUCAGAGAAGGUUCAGAACAAUACCCACCAAGCCACCGCCAAGGUUGAGCCUUCAGAGAAGGUUCAGAACAAUACCCACCAAGCCACCGCCAAGGAUGAGCCUUCAGAGAAGGUUCAGAACCUCAAGUCCCUCAACUCUCUGCUCCUCAAGGAGACCUUUGAUCGCAGGCAACAAGUUGAGUCUUUGAUGCAGGCCAAGGAGGGUUUGGAAUCUGAGUUGACUAGGUUUCGUGUGGAAAGUAAGUUGUUGGAGAGUGAGUUGACUGGGAAGAGUGAGGAAAAUGUUGGCUUGGAGUUGGAAAAGAGUGUUUUUUGUGUUUUUGUUCUGGCUCAGAUGGGUCAAAUGGUGAAAGAGCAGGUUGAGAUUGAGAGGGCGAAGAGCGAGAGAGAUACUGAGAUUGCUUUUUUGAAGAGGGAAAUGAAUGAGCUUAUGGGUAGCCUUGAAAAUGAGAAGGUAAAGUUGAACCGAGUGUGCUGGGAAAGGGAUGUGGUGAAGAGUGAUUUUGAUGGUCUUGCUGAGGAGGCGAAUGGGUUGAGGUUGAAAGUGGUAGAAAUGGAGAAAAAAGAUAGAUUUACUGAGGAUGAAGUUGAGAAGCUCAAAAUCCAAUGUCAGGGGUUAGUGCAGGAAAAGGCUGAAAAAGAAAGAGCGGCUCAGAGGAAGCAUGCUGAGUCGGAAAGAGUAACUGAGGGUUUGAAGAAGGAGAUUGAAGGGAUUGUCAGAGAAAAGAAUGAGAUUGAGAAGGAAAAACAUGGGCAAGAAGUGAGACUUUUUCGAUUGGAAAAUGAAGUGGAGCAUUUGAGUAAGGUUGAAUUGAAUUUGAGGCAAGAGAAGGAACUGUUGCACCUUAAGGUUUUGGAGUUGGAGAAGAGUAUUAAUGAGGCUAUGGGGAAGGAAGAGGAGAGGGAGAGGGACAUUAAGGCAUUAGUGGAAGAGAAGAGGGAGAAGGAGCACAGCAUUGAAAGGUUAAAUGAGGAAGUGAAAUCACACAAGGCACUUUUAGAUAUGGUUACUGAGGAAUUGAAAAACAAGGAGCAAAGAAUUAAGGAAAUGGAGCAAAAGAAGAAUGAGAUGGAGGAGGCAAAAGUAAAUCAAGAAACUGAAAUUGCUGAGCUGAACAGAGAAGUGGCUGAACAAAGGGAUAUUGUAUCUACACUGCGAAAUUCAUGCAGUGGGCAAGAAGAUAAGAAUGAACGAUUGGUCUCUGAAGUUAGUCAAUAUAAAUAUGCUGUUGACCGUGUUAUGCAGGAGAGGUCCGAGGCUCAGAAGAGUUUGGAUGGGGAGAAAAUGAAAGUGGAAGACUUGAUGCUGACUAUCUCAGAUAGGGAGAAGACAAUUAAAGAAACUGAGAAAGAGUUGGGAAAACUAAGGAGUGAGCGUGACAACGUUUCUGAGAAAAAUGAAGUGAUGGAGAGCCGCUUGGAGUCAUUGGUAAAGGAAAAAGAUGUGAUGCAGAAGAACCUUGUUGAGGCUCUGAAGAAAAUUCAUGAUUGGGAAGCUAAAUUUGAAUCAGAAGGAGCCAAACUUAAGCGAGCUUUGACUAUGUUGAAGAACACUGCAGCACUGGUAUCUUCUAAGUCUGAAGGUAAGGAAGAAGUGGUUCCCAAUGAUCACAAGCUUGGAAAAGAAAUUCAACCAUAUGUGGUGGAGUUGGAUGCCAUACAGAAUGCUUUCAGAAACAAGGAGAAGAUGGUUGGAGACUUGAAGCAGCAAGUUGAGUCACUGCAGAAGGUAGCAGAGGCACAGAAGAAGAAGAGUUUCUGGACUUUGGUGUCAUCAGCAACAACAAUUAUUGCUGCAGCAUCUGUUGCAUAUGUUGCUAAAGGACGCUGAGUAGUUCAUCAGCCAAUUUUGUUACAAGGACUAGGUUGCUCUUGGUUCUUGUAUCAACCAGUCAAGUGCUACUUGACGGCACGGUGUUAUCAUGUUUGUCCUUUUUGAACUUCUAAUCUAGAUAAUAAUGUUUUUGGUGCAGAAAUAGGUCUCAUGGGAUACUUUGAUAUGCUAUGUUCUUUUGCCAGCUAUAUGAAUGAAGGAAUAAGGAUAUCUUAUCUGAAUCAA